Dracunculus medinensis (Guinea worm) is the source of this 1896-nucleotide messenger RNA. NCBI's taxonomy places the organism in Eukaryota, Metazoa, Nematoda, Chromadorea, Rhabditida, Dracunculidae. The record is from the annotation of a GenBank genome assembly.
AUGGCUCAAUUACUAAUAAUUUGGUUUAAUUUGGAAAAUCUCGAUGAGAAGCGUUUAUUUAUUGAAGCCGAAUUGGAAACAUUUAAACGAAAACGCGAUAAUUUACAAAUUAAAAUAUGGAAUUUACAAAAAGAUAUUCAUCGUAUGGAAAAAUAUCUUUCAAAAAUCAAUAAUUUAAUUCGAGAUCGAUUACUAAUGACAGAAAAUCCGAACAAUCUUCCAGUAAUCUAUUUCAUAACACCUACUUAUUAUCGACCAACGCAAAAAGCUGAUUUAACACGACUCGUUCAAACAUUAGUUCAUGUGCCGAAUUUGGUUUGGAUAGUUGUAGAGGAUGCCAGAGAAAAAUCGCAAUCUGUUGCUAAUAUUAUUCAACGAAGUAGGAUUCAGUCCAGCCAUCUGUUUAUGUUGACACCUGCUAAUAAAAAAUUGAAUGAAACGGAUCCGAACUGGAAGUUACCUCGUGGUGUUUUGCAGCGAAAUGCAGCUCUUAGUUGGCUUAGGACGAAUUUUGGCAGCUUGAAACAAGGUGUUGUAUAUUUCGGUGAUGAUGAUAACGCUUACGAUUUGCGCUUAUUUGAAGAAAUGAGGCAGAUUAAAAAAGUUGGUGUUUGGCCUGUAGGCAUCGUUGGUGGGUUACUGGUUGAAACUCCAAUAGUUGAUGAAAGUAAUAACUCCAAGAAAGUAUCGUCGUUUAAUUCAGUAUGGAAGCCAGAAAGACCUUUUCCUAUCGAUAUGGCUGCAUUUGCUGUUAAUUUAUCAUUGGUGAACAUCCAUAAGAGUGCAAUGUUUUCGUAUGAUGUUCCAAGAGGUUAUCAGGAAUCGCAUUUUUUGAGAUCUCUUGAUUUACAAGUUAGCGAUCUCGAACCAAGAGCCAAUUUUUGUCAGAGUGUUUACGUGUGGCAUACACGAACUGGAAAAGUUAAGUUAACGGCUAAGGAAAGGGAAAAGUUUCAAAACAGAUCUCUUUCCAAACUUGAAAAAAGUUCGAAGCAUAAAACUUUAAAUAGCUAUCAUGGAACACAUGCAUUACGUGAACGCGCUGCAAAAAUCAAACAAGGCAUUUUGAUCAUUAGAUUCGAGAUGCCAUUCAAUAUUUGGUGCCUUGGCUGCAAUAAUCAUAUUGGAAUGGGUGUACGUUAUAAUGCGGAAAAGAAGAAAAUAGGAAUGUAUCAUACAACACCAGUUUAUGAAUUCAGAAUGAGAUGUCAUCUUUGUGAAAAUUACUUCACAAUACACACUGAUCCUGAGGUUGAACAUGUUGAAGAAGACAAAGGUAAAGGAAUGAGUGCAUCCAAUCAGAUUGAGAAGUUAGAAUGGAUACAGGAACGAAUGCGAGACGAUUUUACUGCAAAUCAAGCUUUAAGACGAAAUUUCCGAGUCGAGAAGAAAGAAAUGAAAGAUCGCGAAAUAGCAGACGAUGAUUUACGAAAAAGGACAUCCCUUACCAUUAAUUUACUUCCUGAAACUUCUGAGGAUAAAAAGUUGGCUUCAUUGAUCAGGCUUCAUCAGCCUAGUAAAUCAUAUGAGGAACAAAGAGAAGCGACACGACUUGCUAUCACAAAUCGUUCUAUUUUUGCUUCCUCGAAAAAAUCAUCUGAUCAAUCAACUGAACGUAUUUCGAAGAAGAAGAAUCAAAUUAAAAUAAAAGACAACAACGCAGAUGCUUUUUCUUCGCCUUCAAGUUUUCAAGGUCCAAGCAGUGCGCGAAAACAGCUCGGUAUUGUUAUAAAGAGCCCUUCAAACCCUUUAACAAAAAGCAAUUUCGAAUCUCAGGAGGUAAAAACUGAUAUCAGUGAUCAUUCAACACAUGCAGAUGAUAUCAAAAAUGCUAAGGAUCAAGAAGAGUUUGCGUCCAAAAAAUCAUUAGUUGAUUAUAGCGAUAGUUCGGAUUGA